Molecule: messenger RNA, 1773 nt
Organism: Lingula anatina
Lineage: Eukaryota; Metazoa; Brachiopoda; Lingulata; Lingulida; Lingulidae
Source: RefSeq, a predicted model, not a curated record
UGAAAGUAUAAAUAAAUAAACCCAAGUACUGGCGCGAUAUGAAUAUCGUGAGAGGCCCGCGAAAAUCCCGUGACAAGACCGCCCAUUGUAAAUCACAAGACAAAAAGGCUUGUUGACAAUGUCCAUGAUUUAGAACAGCGUUAGAAACAGGGGAUAUUGUGCAACGUUACAAGGAGUACACCAACAAAAGGAGUCUAGUCAAAUAUAGUGAAACGUUGAAAUGUUUGGAUUACAUUGGACUGCUGCAGUUUGUAUAACAUUGGGAUUAUUCUUAGUAGCACAGUCAGAACCAAUUCAUAAAUGUCAAUACCAUGGCCAAUAUAUCCGUGACACGGUGAACCUGUGCCUGUUUUACCAGUGUGAGUACCCGGGACGGCUCCACGCGGCCAUGCACCCCUGCGCUAACGGUACCAAACUGCCAAAACUCUAUGGAGAGACACCAGAGCACCCCGACAACUCCGACCCAUGCGUGCUGUUCAGACAUAACCCCAUGGAAUGCGUGAAUGACGAGGGUCAGAAACACAGCGGCGAGGUCGGUAUCCUGGUCUCGGCGGAGGGUGACUGGAGCCCUUGCUCGGUCACCUGCGGCCGUGGGUCCACGUUUCAGGAGGUGAAGUCGUGUCGAAGGCUUGACCAUAUUGAAUUGUACUGUAAUAAAACCAAGAAAUAUCGCAUCUGUUUCUUAAGACCGUGUGGCACCUGGAGCGAAUGGGAGCCAUGGGAACCGUGCAGUGCCACGUGCGGUGGAGGAACGACAUUUCGUGUCCGGAAAUGCGUGGGCGGCAACGACUGCUUCGGUCCGUCUAGACAGCAGAUGCCGUGUAACACUCAAGAAUGCCCUUACUUUGGUGAGUGGUCGGAAUGGUCAGAAUGUGACGCCAAAUGUGGCGGAGGAAGACAAACAAGGACCCGGAUGUGCCUACCAGCUGGAAGCGUGUGUAUCGGAAGAACCACUGAGAUACGCUCGUGUAACAAUUUCCCAUGUCAGUAUUGGACAGAAUGGAUAGACACAGACGAUCCGUCCAAGGACGGGGAUUGGGAGGUGGACGAGACGCCGUGCGAUCACUCCGGGAUCGUGUCUGAGCCUCUCAAAGCAGAGUGCCGUCUGGUUAAGACAAAACACCCCUGGGACUCCAGCGGCCUGAAGUUCUACAUACCGUGCUCCACCUUCGGCAUUGUCUGCAGGAACGUGGAAAACGACCCUAACUGGACCCCUGGGGAUGACCCCAUAUGUCACGAUUUGGAAAUUCGAUACCUGUGCUCAUACCCUUAAAGCUGCGACACACAGGCUAGGGGACCUCUCUUUGUGCGUUCAAUGGGGCCAUUCAGAAUAAAAAAUUCGAGGAUCAACUGAUUCUUUAAUGGGCUCUACGCCUCUCAUACGCCUCCCCACGCGUCGUCCCUGCAGGGGCACAGUAAUUAAAUCUCGACUCCAUUCGACCGGACGCGCGGGGAGGUGUGUGAGAGGCGGAGAGACUAUUACAGGAUUAAGCGGUCUUCUGUUCAUGUAAGAUGCGCCAUAUUUGAUCCUUGGAUCAGUUGAUACUCGGGUCUUCUUUUCUGAAUGGGGCCAAUGACAAAGGGCCCCGUCACGUCAGAAUGAUUCUAGACCUAAAUCAAGACCAAUAUAAGGUCGACUUCAAGAAUAAUCCAGAUCGAAAAGCUACGACUCGACGCAUAUAUGUAGGAUAAUAGAGGCUUCGUUGCUAUCAAAAAGAAACAAGGAAGAACAAGCCAUUUCCGCCAUGCAUUCCAUUUCCACCGUGCCUUUUU